AUGGAGCAAGUUAGCGCAUUGACAUUGAGCGAGACUGCUCAGAAGUUUGGAGAUCCCGGCUCUCCCUACAUUUCCAUUAUGAUUGGUGAGUCACGCAUUGAGAGAACUCUACUUGAUUUGGGGAGUAGUGUGAACUUGCUACCGUUCUCAGUGUAUGAGCAGUUGAGAUUAGGUGAGCUAAAAAAUACCUCCAUCAAGUUACAGUUAGCUGACAGAUUAGUUAAGGUGCCGAGGGGUAUUGUUGAGAAUGUGUUGAUCCAUGUGGAUAAAUUUUACUACCCAGUGGAUUUUGUAGUUCUUGAUAUGCAGCAGCUAGCCACUACUAUUUACCAAGCACCUGUCAUCCUAGGGCGUCCAUUCGUUACUACCUCCAAUGCACUGAUAAAUUGUCGAAGUGGAGUACUUAAACUCACAUUCGAGAAUAUGACAUUGAAAAUGAAUGUGUUCAAUACUUGUAAGAUGCCUGGUGAUUGCGACGAGUCAGAGGUGCAUGUUGUUAAUUUGAUUUCAGAGCUUGAUGAAAUAAAGAGAGAGUGUGCUGGUCCAAUUCCCGCUUGGAAGCCGAAAUCUCGAUGGAAGGGGCGGUACAUUGUAAAAGAGGUUCAUCCUCACGGGGCAGUAGACAUUGUCAAUCCAAAGAAUGGCAAUAGCUUCACUGUCAAUGGACAAUGUCUAAAGCCGUUUCUGAAGGUAUUUGAUCCACACAAAGAGAUCUUGCUUGUGCAAGAUUCUAGGGAAGUGUUUUGA
Molecule: messenger RNA, 747 nt
Organism: Juglans regia (Persian walnut)
Lineage: Eukaryota; Viridiplantae; Streptophyta; Magnoliopsida; Fagales; Juglandaceae
Exons: 2
Coding region: 1-747 (248 amino acids)
Source: RefSeq, a predicted model, not a curated record